AUGUCUGAAAGGGCGCGUCGGGAGAAACAGGCAAAACUAUCCAAGCUUGCAGAGCUCAAGCGGGCGCGCGAAGGUGGCGGGAGAUCAUACAAGGUCGAGGAGGAUGAUAGACUUUACGAUGAAGUCACGGAGGACCAAUACAAGAGCGUAGUGCGCGGUCGCCUUGCGCAGGACGACUUCGUGGUCGACGAUGGCGUCGGCGGCUACAUGGACACCGGCGUGGAUGACUUCGAGGAACCGGAAGCAGACGAGGAGAGUGAAGAGGAACGUUCUAAGAGCAAGGCCAAGAAGAGCAAGGCGGACGCAAAGGGCAAGACGAAGGCAAAGGUGAAGCCCCCGCCUCCCGCCGUGACUCCUUCCAUUGCUGCCUACCGUCCUGCCGUGUCCGCGGAGCAAGAGACAGACUUCAUGGCGUCUCUUCUAGGAGACAUGGACAACAUUUCGGCGAAGCCCGCACCAGUGAAGUCCCGCAAGCGCAAGCCAGAGCCAGAACCCGGGUACGAUGAUGGCGGCUCCUCUCCCAACCCCUUUACCAGCAGCUAUCGGACCAAAGCAAAGCCCACCGGGUAUGCCGAUGCCGACAAUUCCUCAGACGGCCCCUACGACGAUGGUGUCGGGGCGUCUAGCGGUGAUGACUAUUUCUUGAGCCCCAAGAAGAAGCCAAGGACGGAGGCUCCAGGAAUCACGCCGGCUAUCGAACGUAUGGGCAAGUUGGGAGUAGAGAGCGGCGGUGAAGACGCCGAUGCUUCGUUCGACGAUAUCGACAUGGACGCGUUCAUGGAGAUCGACGAGGACGAACUGGAGGACCUCAAGCCAAAACCAAGGGCGAAGAUAGAGGUCGAUGCUGAAGCUAAACCGCUGAAGCCACUAAACACGAACGCCGGUGGCAAGAAGAAGCUAGACGACACACCAUCCUGGCUGUCGAUAUACGACUCGCUAAAGGUCACAACCGACGACUCACUAGGUUCUGGGCCGACUACUCCUGCGCGUACCGCCGCGCCGACGAACCUCUCAGUCUUGGAGGAGGACGGUUCACUGCGCUUCUACUGGCUUGACUAUCUUGAGCACGACGGGAAGCUGUACUUCAUCGGUAAGACGCAGGACAAGAAGACCAAGACAUGGGUCUCGAUCAGCGUGACCGUCGAGAACCUCCAGCGCAACCUGUUCGUUCUUCCCCGUGAGCGCCGCAUGGAGGAAGACGAGGACACGGGGGAGAUGUACGAGACGGACCAAGUUCCCGAGCUGCCGGAAAUCUACUCGGACUUCGACCGUCUGCGGAGGAAGGCUGGGAUCAAGGCAUUCAAGGGGAAGUUCGUCAAGCGCAAGUACGCGUUUGGUGAGAAAGACGUACCACGGGAGGAGAAGCAGUGGCUGAAGGUGGUGUAUGGCUUCAACGAGCCACAACUGCCUAAUACUGCGUCCAGUCCUAACUUUUCGCGCAUAUUCGGGACAAAUACGAGCGCUUUUGAACUCCUCGUUCUCAAACGCAAGAUCAUGGGCCCGUGCUGGUUGCAGGUCAAGCACCCCGAAAUCGAUAACAAGGGCGUAUCAUGGUGCAAAGUGGAGGCCACCGUGUCCGAUCCGAAGGACAUCAACCCGUUCCCCGAAACAGACUCGGAUGCACCACGAGAGAUGCCCCCACUUACCGUCGUGUCGCUAAGCAUGCGCACGAUUGUGAACCACAGGGAGAACAUUCGUGAGAUCGUCUGCGCAACGGCUCGGUUGUGGACAAACCUGGACAUUGAUGGUACUACACCACCCGAAUCCCUCCCGUGCACUGUUCGGACAUUCGUCCGCCCUCUAGACCGAUUCCCGCCCAACUUCGAGGCCCGUGCGGGCCACAAUGGGAAGGGCGUCAUUUCCGCGAUGAAGAACGAGCGUAUGCUGCUCAACAACUUGCUCGUGACCCUGCAUAAGGCUGAUCCAGACGUCAUCGUCGGUCACGAAUUCCUCGGGGAUUCCCUGGACGUCUUGCUCCAUCGCAUGCGCGAACUGAAGGCCGACCACUGGUCACGUAUCGGCCGGUUCCGACGAUCUAAGUGGCCCAACAUUGGGCGACAGGGCACGAACAUGCGCUUCUUGAGCGGACGUUUGCUCUGCGACCUCGCCAGCGACGGUGCGAAGGGCAUGAUCACUUCGACAACAUGGUCGCUCACUGAGAUGUGCAAGACGCACCUGAAGAGUGAACGCCAAGAGAUUGACCCUGAUGAUACCGCUAGUUACUUUGACGGGAGCGUCAGCACGCCCGACCGCCUUCUGACGUUCGUACGGCACUGCGAGCUGGAUGCGCACUACCAGAUGGCACUUGCGGCCAAGGUCCAGCUCUUGCCCUUGACCCGGCAGUUGACGAACCUUGCCGGGAACUCCUGGAACAAGACCCUGAACGGAGGCCGUGCCGAGCGGAACGAGUACAUUCUGUUGCACGAGUUCCACCGGCUCAAGUACCUCUGCCCGGACAAACUGUACGGCAAGAAGGCCGCGACGGCAGUCAAAGCCGAGAAGGAGGACGAGGACGCGGAAGGUGCGGGCACGAAGGCUACGAAGGGCAAGCGGGACAAGUACAAGGGUGGUCUCGUCUUCGAGCCCAAGCGCGGCCUGUGGGACAAGUACAUUCUCGUCAUGGACUUCAACUCGCUGUACCCGAGCAUCAUCCAAGAGUACAACAUCGACUUCACGACUGUGGAGGCGGUCGAGGAUGAGGAUGGCGAAGAGAAGAUCCCGGAACCUCCGAGCUCGGAGGUUGCGCUGGGUGUUCUCCCGCGUCUCAUUGCAACACUCGUCAAUCGUCGACGACAGGUGAAGAGUCUCAUGAAGGACAAGAAGGCCACUGCUGGUCAAUUGCUCCAGUGGGACAUCAAGCAGAUGGCUCUGAAGCUCACUGCUAACAGUAUGUAUGGGUGUCUCGGAUUUGAAUACUCGCGGUUCUACGCCCGCCCGCUCGCCGCCCUCACGACGUUCAAGGGUCGUGAGAUUCUGACGCAUACUCGCGAACUCGCGGAGAGCAUGCAGCUCGACGUCGUAUACGGUGACACUGACUCGGUCUUCGUGAACUCGAACGUCACGGAUCUCGCCGAGGCGCUGAAGAUCUCAGCAGAGUUCAAGAAGGCAGUCAAUGACCGGUACAAGUUGCUCGAGAUCGACCUCGAUGGUAUCUUCCAGCGGCUGCUUCUUCUGCAGAAGAAGAAGUACGCAGCCGUCAAGGUCGAGGACGGCACGCGUACGUCGACUGAGGUUAAGGGUUUGGACAUGAAGCGCAGAGAGUAUUGUGCUCUGUCUAAGACUGUAUCACAAUUCGUCCUCGAGCAGAUCCUCUCCGGGGAGGCAACGGAGAACGUCGUCGAGAACAUCCACGAAUACUUGUCUACCGUCAGCGAGAACGUGCGUGCAGGCAAGAUCAAGUUGGACGAGUUCAUUGUCUUCAAGCGACUGGGCAAGAACCCCGAGGACUACCCUGACGCCAAGAGCCAACCGCAUGUGCAAGUCGCGUUGCGGAUGAAGGCAAGGGGUAUCACCGCCCGUGCGGGCGACGUCAUUCCCUACGUGUUCUGCCUCGGCGAGGGCGGCGAGUCUUCGAAGACCGCGCAAGCCGACAAGGCGAAGCACCCCGACGAAGUCCGCAGAGAAAGCGACAAGCUGAAAAUCGACUACGAGCACUACCUGUCUCAGCAAAUCCUGCCGCCCAUCGAGCGUCUGUGCGAGCCCAUCGAGGGUACCGACAAGUCGCGACUAGCGGAAUGUCUCGGCCUCGAUCCUAAUCGUUACCGUACAUCCGCCGGAGGCGAUGCCGAGGAACGGUACUUCGGGACCCUCGACUCGCUCAUGUCCGAUGCGGAGCGGUUCCAAGACACCGACCCGUUCGUUGUCCGCUGCCGGUCAUGCAAUGGCGACGUCACCUUCGCUCCAUUCGCCGACCGGGAGAAAUCGCCCAUCAAAUCUGCAGGCGUGAUGUGCACCCAAUGCCGUGGCGAACUCAGCGUCGCCAGCGUGCAGACACAACUUGAGGUGCAGAUCCGCACGCACAUCGCACGCUAUUACGAGAGCUGGACGGUGUGCGACGACCCGACGUGCGGGAACCGCACGCGCAUGAUGGGCGUAUAUGGCCGUCGGUGCUUGCGGCCUGGCUGCCGGGGUGCGGUCUCGUUCGAGUAUUCGGACGCGCAACUGUAUAACCAACUGCGAUACUACUUCUCGUUGUUCGAUGCGGAGAGGGCGAAGAACUCCGCCUCUCCAGCAACGAUAGCCGACAUCAAGGUCGUCGAAGGACUCCGAAGCGAGUUCCUCGAUAUGAUGAAGGGGACUGUGGACAAGUAUAUGGACCAGUGCGGGCGACGGUGGAUCCAGAUGAGCGCUCUUUUCUCUUUUAUGAAGCUGUGAGCUGUCUUGGAAUGCAGCGAUGUAACAUCUAUCGGGGAGAUGCAGUCAGUGGCAUCUGUACUAUUGUAGUUAAUGUCGUCGCUUUGUAUCGCUAUCAUGGCAACUGUUUGUGCAAUCCAGGAAUCUGAAAC
This is a messenger RNA of Trametes versicolor FP-101664 SS1, 4505 nucleotides long. Its product is annotated as DNA-directed DNA polymerase alpha catalytic subunit POL1. Lineage: Eukaryota; Fungi; Basidiomycota; Agaricomycetes; Polyporales; Polyporaceae. Gene Ontology annotation, molecular function: purine nucleotide binding; pyrimidine nucleotide binding; chromatin binding. The record is from RefSeq and is a predicted model, not a curated record. Gene Ontology annotation, cellular component: alpha DNA polymerase:primase complex. Gene Ontology annotation, biological process: leading strand elongation; DNA replication; mitotic DNA replication initiation. The transcript has 19 exons. Bases 1 to 4374 code for a protein of 1457 amino acids.